Messenger RNA from Spodoptera litura, 5548 nucleotides. Its product is annotated as zwei Ig domain protein zig-8-like. The record is from RefSeq and is a predicted model, not a curated record. Gene Ontology annotation, cellular component: neuron projection membrane. Gene Ontology annotation, biological process: synapse organization. Lineage: Eukaryota; Metazoa; Arthropoda; Insecta; Lepidoptera; Noctuidae.
CCGCCCAAAGCGCGCCCAAAAAAACCGAACAUCGAUUUUUAUAGUGCUUGUGUUGUGUGUGUGAGUGUCAGUGUGUGUGUAAAAAAUAUUGGAUGACAAUCAUGCAGGCGUGCUUCAUCGUUGGUCGCAUCUAUGCUUACCAUCAGGCAAGAUAAUGGCCAAACGCUGACCAAUUAGUUACAAAAAAUUAGGUAUUUACUGGCUGAUGAACGGUCAUGAUUUAGGUUGACAACGACGAUAAAUUAAAGACACCAUAGAAGGCUGCCGUGUAUACAGGGUGUUUUGAGCCGUGAAAGUGGGAUUAUGCAUGGACACGUGAACUAGCGAUGUCUGCGGCUUUCCUCUUCGCGGCGCUUGGCGCUUUGGCACUCGUCAGCCGCACAGGGUGCACAGACAACACAAAUGGCCUGAACACAGACGCUGUACAGGAGUUGGACUACACAGAUGUAGACUUAGGAUUGACACAAAGGGGACCUCGUUUCGAUGUGCCACAUUCCAAAAAUGUGACAGCCCUAGUUGGAAAAACUGCACAACUGAACUGCAGGGUCCACGAUCUUGGAAAUAGGACGGUAUCAUGGAUUCGACAUCGUGACAUUCACUUGCUGACGUCAGGCAGAAUGACGUACACCUCAGACCAGAGGUUCAUUAGUGUACACAACCCUCACACUGAGGAUUGGAUACUGAAGAUAAGGUUUCCACAACGUCGCGACUCCGGCAUUUACGAGUGCCAAGUCGGUACAACGCCACCUAUCGGCCACAGGAUGUACCUCUCAGUCGUCGAGCCCCUGACGACAAUCCUGGGUGGUCCGGAGCUGUUCAUCAACACGGGGAGCACCAUCAACCUGACGUGUGUGGUGCAGCACUCGCCGGAGCCACCUCCAGCCAUACGGUGGACUCAUAAUGAUGAGGAGAUCAACUACGACUCACCCCGUGGAGGGGUCUCAGUCAUCACUGAGAAAGGGGAGACGACCACGUCGCACCUUCUGGUACAAAGGGCCAAAGCCCCUGACUCUGGCAGGUACACCUGCGCCCCUGCUAAUGCUAAUCCGAGAUCUGUACUCGUCCAUGUUCUGAGCGGUGAGCACCCAGCUGCCAUGCAGCAUGGUGGCCAGCUUCGUCUCCAGUACCCUCUGUCAGCUGCCCUCCUCAGCGUCAUCGUGACUCUUAUGGGCUGCUAGUAUCAACAGCUCGACAGUUUUGUAUUAUAUACCUUGAGUAAGCGUAAUAUGGAUCAUUUUUACUAAAACUUGAAAGCAAAAGGAGUUUCAAUUCAUACUGACCAUGUAAUUUUUGUAGUGAAUUCGUUUUGUGGUGUUAAUGAUAACAAAUUCAUUGUUAUAACUAAUUAUAGUAAACGGUGAAAGUACUAAAAUUACAAUUAGCUACAUACCAUUCAUUUGGUUUAUGACAUAAUAUAUUCAUAUGAAUUGGCAUUCCCUUUUCUUUCUACUUUUGGAACUUGACAAAGUUCAUCUUAAGUCCUUUAGUCGUCUUCGAAUUCGAGACACUUAGGUAAAUUGAACAUUUUGUAAAAUCAUUACUUCUAGUCAUGACGUUUGUCGUAUCGCAUAAUUAUGUAUGAUAUUAUUGAUUGUAACAAUAUCGUCAUCACCUGUAAUUUCUCAAAGUAAAUUAGUAUUAUGUAAAAACUUACUAGCCAAUUGUUACUUAUCUAGUCUUGGAAGUUUUAUAUCACAGGCAGUGUAAGUGCGUAACUUUUUCCAGCCAUUCCUAAACUUAUAUGAGAAAAUAAAAACGAACUUUAUUUAUUAUUGUUUUACGGUUCUAUUUACGUUUUCGACUUUCUACGCUAAAGAUUUAGUGAAGGACUCACGAGUGAGAGCUUCUGACUGCGUAACAACUAUAAAACAAUAAUAAAUAUGAAUGGGUCUGGAAGUUGUUAUAUUAAAAUAGGGGUUUUAUUGGCCACAAAGAAGAAACAUGGUAGUGAAAUAUAGACUAGAUGCUAUGGAGCGAAAAGAUCGUGAAUCACAGGUAGAUUUUGUAAUCCAUAUUAAUACCUGAAAACCGAAUCGCAGAAGUAAUCAGCCGGAGGUCCACAUUCAAUAAAUAACAGAAUCUAACGGAGAACCCGAUUUCGUAACGGUACAUCACAAUGAUUAAAUUUUCAUAGGUUUCCGAAUUCUUCCAAUAAUCUCUAUGUAUUCUUGUCAGGCUCGCCGAACGAGCUUGUUUCAUAAAUAAUCAAUUGACGAUGUUACCCACGUUAAAAACGUCAAACGCAAAUACAUAUAACAUGAGAGGUAAUUUUCUUUUUGCUAGUUCAAUGAACUGUGUAUUAGUGGUCGGUCAUAUUUGAGGGUCGCGAAUUUUGCGGCUUAGAAGUGAGAAUAAAGGGUAACUUCAAAUAAAAUGUUGUUACGUGGGGUUGCAAAAUUUAGGUACGACAUUACACAUUUUUCGAGUGAUGCCAGGGUUUGAAUUGGUUUCCAUUUUAAGAGUCACUUAAAUUUAACUAAACCGGUGAAUAAGAAGGAGACACCCAAAAGAAUGUUCUAAAAUGUACUUAUCAGAUCGAGAAUAAUAGGUAGGAAAAUCAAGAUUCCCAUUAAAAGUAACUUAAUCUAAUUACACUACAUGAUGUAAGCAAUGACAUGCUACCAUCUCAUCAAAUAUUUUACCAUCAAAACUAUGGCGACCAAAUAUAAUGAAUGUGUGUUCAUUUAUAUUCUGUAUUAAUUAGCUGAAAUGAGGUGUGUUUUUGUCAGUGGUUUAUCAAGUAGGACAUGUAAUUUGCCAAAUUUGUCAUUCUGCCACACAGAAAUUAUGAAGCAUGUUAUAAUUGCGAGGCGGAAUAAUGACCCUUAUUUAGGCAUGUUUUCGUACACGAUUUUGACGAUAGUAAGGAUAUUAUUUUCGUAUCGCUCGUUGUAAUUAUUGGGAGAGUACACGUGUACGGUUUGGUGUUUGGUAUUAUUUACAUUUCCUUAUUAAUUUGAUUAUGGUAACAGACAAUACUCUUUAAUAACUUAGCCGUGUUUGUAAAAAAAACGAAAAGAAAUCUAAAAUAAUACAUCACAUUUUAGAUCUCUUUUUUUAAGACGUUGCCCUUACUAGGAAUUUUACGUUUACUUACAAUUUUCCUGAUCCGGAACAAAAAUCUAUAGUUCACACAAAUAGUUGUUCCGUGCAAACACCGCACCAACUGAGCAGAUUUAAGAGAAAAAUUUCCGAUAUAGCACUUUUCAUUUGAGAGAGUACAAUUAUUGUUUUGUAUGCAAACUCUGUAGGAAAUAGGCAUAAUGUUUUUAAAGUACCAAAACCAUUAAAAACGUCAUAAACCAAUUAACAGAAGUUGUAAGAAAGUACUAAAAACGAACAUAAAAUUGAUUUCCUCUUAAAUUAAAUAUCAAAGAGAGAUCCCGAUUUUCUAAAUUUAGGCUCGGUGAUUAAACUGACGAAAUUGGCGUAAACUCUAUAAUAUUCACGAGGGCGUGAACAUAUUCUGCCUCUCUCCCCUCCUGCUAGUUUAUUUUUGGAAAGCACCUAUCUUCGGCAUGUUUGGAAAAACAUAAAUACGUUAUAACAAUUAUGUUUUUGUAUACAUUUUUCGUUAUUAUGUUACACCAGAGAUUGUGUUUACGGAAUUGGAAUCAUUGGUUAGAUUUUUUAUUUGUCUUUCGUUACAUUACCUACAGCGAUUUCUUUUGCUUAUGAUAAAAAAGGUUUUCUUUAUUAUUUUGUGUUUUAUUGUAUUUUGCAUAAGGAUAUCUGCAGACCUCCAGGCAUAAAUAUCACAUCAAGCUAGGUUACCUCAGAAUUUGUAUAGUUUCUAGUGUCUUACAAAAUAUCAGAAUUAGAUCUUGGUAACGAGUAUUUAUUAAAUCGACAAAUACUAUCUUACUUUGUUCGAACAAAGAAACAAAAUUUCCCACAACGUUUUAUCUUUAAAAUUAACCAGAAAUAGACUUCUCGCUGUUACUAAAUGCGGUGGAAACUUAUUCUUCUUUGCUCAUACCAACAAAAACUUUUUAAUAUUUAACUGACUCACUACUUUUAUAAGUUUCCAGCGUUUUGUUAACUUCUUUUUUUAUUAGUUUAGCUGGCCGUUUAAAGUUUUGUCAUAUCAAAGUUUUAUUACUUUCCCUCACGGCUCAAGCAACAAACAUAUAUUUCGUUUUAUAACUAUCUAUUACAACAUCAUAUUAAUGGCCUGGACAUGACCCUGAAACUACCAUUUUUAAUCACCAUUAACUAACUUUGGUGUAUUAUUUUUAUGGGAAAAGAAUGUCUUUAUGAUCUACAAUAAUAUAGAUAUCCUAUAUUGAAUUAUAGAAAAAAAAAUCGCGUUCAAUAUGACAGACUAUUGUUUCAUUGUCAACGUGAGUGGUUUUCUAAACGAUAAAGGUAUGAGCAUGCCAUCUAAACUUUAGUAAGAUUAUAGUAAACUUCUAAAACACGCCUUGUCAUGCAUAAGCAACCUAACCAACCAUCUCAAAGUACAUGUAAUGGACGUUACAAAGAAAAAGUAUGUAAAAGCAAUUCAACUUGAAAAUUGUCGCAGAGAAAUUAUUUAUUCAAGAGUUUCACUCGAAGACACGUCGUUUUCGAGACAAGUUACUUCAAAGCGUACAUCUUAAUUUAUCACUGAAGGGUGAAACAGGCUUGUAAUAAAUUAUUUGUUAAACAACCCUUGACGUGAACCAAGUACUAAUAGAUUGUUCAUGUUGAUUAAUUUUAAGUUGGCUUUUGAGUCUGUGAACUGAACUUAGAUUCUCAAGUUUACAGCGUGUGUAUAUAAUCUGCAUACUUAAGUUACAAAUUCAGACAUAGUCUAGGCAAUGUAACUCGUUGGAUAACACAUCUAACUCAAUUUUGUAUAUGCGAAGGUCAUAGUUUGAUUUGACCUACAGGCGUCCCCCAAGGACUUUACCUCGGUCUGACAAAUAUUCAUAGACAUUUUGCAACUAUUUCACAAUAUCUCUGAGAAUGUGUGAAAAUGAUUGCGUCUUCAAGAAAAUGAUUGCGAUGUCAGGCAAACAAUAUGAAUUUGCUUGUUCAAUCAACUACGACAUUGAAUGUAUUAUAAUUCUGCCAUGAUUUGUUUGACUUGCUUUGCAAGUCCGAUGUAAAUAUAAAUUGUUACGAAGUAAACGAUGUAAGUCCAUAUUAAUGUAGUUAUUGUAAACUAACGUUUGAUGCAUUAUUUUUAUUUAAUAAGCAACUAGGUACUUUUGUCUAUCAAAUAGAUCCAUUUUUAUUGAAACUAGUAAUUAUGAUUUUAAGACGUAUAGCUGUUAUCAUAAAAACCAUUGUUCGAUGAAGAAUGCUGACAGCCAUUACUUUUGUGAUAGCAUCAUCAAACUCCACGAUUUUGGAAUAAAUCAAAUAGUAAUUACAUUACAAACGUAAUAUCAUAAUCUUUUACAGAUAUUACUAAGAGAAUAAGAAAUUUAAGUGAGUGCUUUUCGCAUAAUUUGAUACCAUAUAAUUCAAUUACAUCGACUUUUGUACGUAUUCAAGAUUUAAUUUGAUUGAUUGAAAUUUCACUCGAAUCAAAGAGAAAUAAUGCAUCAGACUAAUUAAU